UUUGACAGCUUGCGUUGCGUCGUGUUUGUGGCUGGCUCUCGAAAAAUUUAGCGAUAUCAUAAUCGCCUCGGAAGUGUUUUCCUACCAGGAAGUGUUUUCGUGAAUCUCGGGCCAUUUUAGUGGAAAAAAGUGAAUCUCAUCUCCCGUUGUGUGCAAAAAUGGUCUAAUUUCGUUGCUGGCAGUGCGCGGUGCUCCCCUCGGGUGGAAUAUGCGUGCUUUCGAUGGGAGACAAUGUCCAUCACCAAGAUGCAAUGACUUCGAAUAACAGCAGCAGCUCCAGUAAUCCAAUACCAAGUACGGCCAGUGGGAAUAGCUUGGUUCCAUGUAUUACUAACAGUAAUAGCAGCAGCAGUAGCACCUCGACCACCACCGCCACCAGCACUUCCGAUAGCUCCUCGUCUGCUGGGGGAGCUGCGGGUGUUUUUACGACUAGCACCUCUAUCAGCACCACCUCCACUGCUAUAGAGCCACCUACCCUUUGCGUUCGAAGUAGCUCCGCCACGUCCAACAUUACUGAUAAGUCCGAUAACGAUAAUGUGGACACUGCUGGGAGCAAGUCGAGCGAUAGUGGCAAUUUGGCCUCCGCAGUAGACGGAGCCAAAGCGGACAAGGGAACCGACAAGAACUCCAAAUCUCAGAAGAAUCUAACCGAGAGGGCGAAGAAAACCCCCUGGUAUAAUGCAAUUUAUCCGUCGUACAAAUCGCGAACCGAAGAUUUUAAGAAACUGUUUAAAGAAGUGUCCGACGACGAGCGGCUGAUCGUGGACUAUUCCUGUGCGAUCCAGAAGGACAUCCUGGUGCAUGGCCGGUUGUAUGUUACGCAAAAUUAUCUGUGCUUUCACGCGAACAUAAUCGUCUGGGAGACGCGGCUUUCGAUCCGCUGGAAGGACGUUACGUCAAUUACCAAAGAGAAGACGGCGCGAGUGAUUCCGAAUGCGAUAUCGGUCUGUACUGGAAAUGAGAAGCACUUCCUCACCUCGUUCACUUCGCGCGACAAAACCUAUCUUAUGCUGUUUCGGGUGUGGCAAAAUGCGUUGAUGGAAAAACCGAUUAACCCUCAGGAGCUUUGGCAGUGGGUUCACACGUGUUACGGAGACCAGUUGGGGCUGACCAGCGACGACGAAGAUUACAUCGAUCCGUACGAUAAGAAUACGGAGGGCAAUUGUACCGUCGCCAUCGUUGGGGACUCGCUUGUAGAAGAUCUCGCUAUUAUUAAGGACGUCGUCCAUCUCUCGGACGAACCGACUACGACUAUCAUCAUGGUGGCCAAGGAAUCGAAAUCGAAGAAAACGGCCCACGCGAAGGCCGCCUUCAAUCCGGACAGCAACAUGUCCACCCCAUCCGAACUCCUUCCGACGGACAUGUCCGACUCGACAGACUCCGCGCCGGAGGAGGAGUUCUUUGCCGGGGUCGAGUGCAAUUCGCUACAUUCCGGACGCCAGCUGGUGCACACCAUUCUUCCCAUUAACGUUGACAUUCUAUUUGAGCUGCUUUUCUCCAAGUCUAAAUUUUUGACCGAGUUUCACAAUACGCGUAAAACUACGGAUAUGAUCCACGGCGAGUGGAAGGUGAACAAGGACGGGCUGAAGGAACGGGUCGUCUGUUUGACCAUUGCCAUCACGCAAACUAUUGGGCCGAGGAGUGCACAGGUGACGGAAACGCAAGUCAUGCGCGACUGCAGCAAACCGGGCCAGCUCUACUCGAUCGAUGUCAGCGCAGUCCAGGGUGGCAUUCCGUACGCCGACAGUUUCUACGUCACCCAGCACUACUGUAUGUCCCGCACCAAGGACGACCACACGGUGCUCUCCGUGCACGCUCAAAUCCACUACAAGAAGAACAUUUUCGGCUUCGUGCGUGGCUUCAUCGAGAAGAACACGUGGGUCGGACUGGAGGAUUUUUACAACGCUCUGCUCCGAAGCCUCCAGAGCGAAUACUGCAUUCCACCGGCCAAGAGCAAAAGCCGUCGAUCUCGAAAACCUGCACCCUCGCAGCAUGCCAAAGUACAGGAGGAACCGGCAGUUCUGCGGAGUGCUCCCCUCCUCCCAACGGCAGCCGCGGCCAGUGCUUCCUCCAAACCUACCGCCCCGCAAACGUUCUUCUCCUGGUUCGUUGUGAUUUUGUUAGUGAUCUUACUAUCUAUAAAUGUUGCACUGUAUGUUAAACUGUGGAAUUUGGAGGGCGAAAACGAAAGCCUGUUCCGGGCGGACACGGCUGCCGCGGCCAUGGACCAGAAGAUUUUGAAAAAUCCCCCCCAGACGCAUGCCGAUUGGCUCGCGCUGCUGCACGAGCAGGAAACCAAGCACGCCAAGGAAAUGAUCAAAUGGCAGCAGGUUUUGCACACAGUGACCGAUCUCCUUAGGAAGGUAAGCAGUAUUUGUGAGAAUAUUCCGACUAAUGUUACUAGUAGUGAUCAAACGCACCCGCCACAGCAACAGCAAGAAGCUUUCGGCAUGGACGAAUUGUAGAGUACCUAUACCUAUUAUUAUUAUAAUAACGCACGGUAAAAGUUGUGAAAAGGUAAUAAAGUUUAAAUUUGACUAUAGAUGAUAUAAUCAUAGUAGGGGAAAA
Messenger RNA from Aedes aegypti (yellow fever mosquito), 2568 nucleotides. Its product is annotated as GRAM domain-containing protein 1B. Gene Ontology annotation, cellular component: plasma membrane; endoplasmic reticulum-plasma membrane contact site; endoplasmic reticulum membrane. Bases 222 to 2465 code for a protein of 747 amino acids. Lineage: Eukaryota; Metazoa; Arthropoda; Insecta; Diptera; Culicidae. Gene Ontology annotation, biological process: intracellular sterol transport. The record is from RefSeq and is a predicted model, not a curated record. The transcript has 2 exons. Gene Ontology annotation, molecular function: sterol transfer activity; sterol binding.